Messenger RNA from Schizophyllum commune H4-8, 1427 nucleotides. RefSeq names its product glycoside hydrolase family 76 protein. Gene Ontology annotation, biological process: carbohydrate metabolic process. The record is from RefSeq and is a predicted model, not a curated record. NCBI's taxonomy places the organism in Eukaryota, Fungi, Basidiomycota, Agaricomycetes, Agaricales, Schizophyllaceae. The transcript is spliced from 10 exons. The coding region runs from base 139 to 1260 and encodes 373 amino acids.
UCAAUUCACUGUGGUCUGCGCCGUAUCAGCUGCACUUAUAUCAGGAACGCAUCUAGCAUGGAAGAAAUGCCAUUAUAAAAGGGCAAAGAUGGAGGGGGUUGCGCAGCGUCCUCCUCCCCCUCCCGGAGAUCACUGGCUAUGUCUGCACGGCUUCCACCUCUGGGUGUUGCGGCGCUUGGCGCGUCGACUGCGAUCGCGCGCCCCUGCGACAAGCGCGACCAAUGCGCGGCAAUACUGGAAACGGCUAUGAACGUGGCGCAGCGCCUGCAAGAUACCUAUUGGAGCACCUUGAAGGGUGGCUGGGGAAUUCUCUGGACGGAUGCCAACACCAUCGAGGACAUGUACAACCUCAUGUUGGCAGACGGUACCGACACCUUCGACGUGAUCGGUAGGACCAGGAUCGGCAUCCUCGCUGCGCUUGGUUCGAAACUCGCUUGGGAGCUUCAGCUGAAUGGCAGCAACGAUGAUGCAGCCUGGAUUGUACUCGCUCUUUGGAAGGUCUCUGAUUACAAGGGCAAAAUUGGCCAGGACGCUAGCAAGUAUCUGGACAGCGCAAAGAUCAUUUACGAUAUCAUCGCCUCGGAAUGGGACGACUCGACUUGUGGCGGCGGAGUUUGGUGGUCGAAGGCCCACACAUACAAGAACGCUGUGACCAACGAGCUCUUCCUGUACCUCUCAGCCAAUGGCUAUAACCGCUUCGGCGACCAAGCAUAUCUCGUCAACGCGAAGAAGACAUGGGACUGGUUGAAGAAGUCGGGAAUGAGGAACUCAGAUGGUCUUUGGAACGACGGCUUGACCGACGACUGCAAGAACAACGGCCAAACCACCUGGAUCUACAAUCAAGGUGUCAUCGCGUCAGGCCUUGCGCAGCUCUACGUCGCUACCGGCGACGCGUCCCUCAUCAACGAGGCAGAGCUCACUCUCGACGCCACCAUCACCCACAAGACGCACAACGGGAUUCUCAAGGAGUCGUGCGACGACGUUGCAAACUCGACGUGCAACCAAGACCAGACGAUGUUCAAGGGGAUCUGGAUGAAGCACUUGCAGUACUACUUGGACGCCGUCCCCGGUAGCGUGUCGAAGUACGCGAACUUCAUCGGGGCGCAGGAGUCGGCGGUUGUGCAUUAUGCGACUGGGGAGGGAUAUGCCAUCGAGAAUGUCUGGUAUGGUGGAAGCCAGGGUGGCACCACGUUCUCGGCACAAUCGCAGGACUCUGGCCUUGCUGCACAUAUCUGCGCUGCAAAGUACGGUCCGUGCUGAAGAUUUGAACUUGCUGGGUAGUAGCGAUAUGGGUCAGAAGAUCUUGAACAAUGUUAAUUGGCUAACCCGAGCAUCUACAUCGAUGGUCGGUGUGAAGAACAAGUUGUAGAGCAUAUGCUGCACUCAGAUUCGCGCUCGAAGCUGUGCGAUAAAGUCGAAGAUCCACC